AUGGGUCUAACUGAGCUGCUUGUGAUCGGAGUUAUAACUAUUGGAGGAGUGUUUGGAAGGCUGAACUCCCGUCAGCCCAGUGGUUAUACACCUCAUCGAAUUGUAGGCGGAGCUGAUGUCCCGGCGGGAGAACACGUACCCUAUCAGGUUUCCCUGCAGUACAAAACCCGCGGAGGUCAGAUGCACUUCUGCGGUGGUUCCAUCAUUGGCCCCAGUCAUAUCCUGACAGCAGCUCAUUGUUGCCAAGGCUUAAAUGCAAGUCGGAUGUCUGUGGUGGCAGGAAUUCGUGGUCUGAACGAGAAGGGCUCCCGCUCUCAGGUGCUUUCCUACAGUAUCCAUCCCAAGUACCAAGAACUGGUGACCAGUGAUCUUGCCGUGUUGUCCAUUGAUCCUCCUCUGAAAUUGAACAACUCCACCAUCACCGCCAUUGAGUAUCGAUCUAAGAAAAAGGAUUUCGUGGGUGGUGGAGUUCCUGUGACUCUCACAGGUUGGGGACUUCGUUUACCAGUACCCUUCCCAUUCCUGGAAGAGGUUAACUAUCCAAAUGUACUCCAACGGAUGAGCUACCACACGAUAUCUAACAAGGAGUGCAGAGAUGCUGGCAUGGAGAGUGUCACGGACACAGAGAUCUGCGCCAGAGGACCUUUCAGGGGAGCCUGCUCGGGCGACUCUGGGGGACCUCUAGUUAUGCAAACGGAAAAUGGACCGAAACAAGUGGGAAUCGUAUCUUAUGGUCUGGUUGUGUGUGGUCUAUACAUCUCUCCGGAUGUCUACACCCGGGUGUCCACAUUCAGUGGAUGGAUAGGAAAGCAACUGGAGUCGUAA
Messenger RNA from Drosophila eugracilis, 825 nucleotides. Its product is annotated as chymotrypsin-1. NCBI's taxonomy places the organism in Eukaryota, Metazoa, Arthropoda, Insecta, Diptera, Drosophilidae. The record is from RefSeq and is a predicted model, not a curated record. Gene Ontology annotation, biological process: proteolysis. Gene Ontology annotation, molecular function: serine-type endopeptidase activity.